Exophiala mesophila is the source of this 2312-nucleotide messenger RNA. RefSeq lists its product as uncharacterized. The transcript is spliced from 7 exons. Gene Ontology annotation, molecular function: DNA-binding transcription factor activity, RNA polymerase II-specific; zinc ion binding. Lineage: Eukaryota; Fungi; Ascomycota; Eurotiomycetes; Chaetothyriales; Herpotrichiellaceae. The record is from RefSeq and is a predicted model, not a curated record. Gene Ontology annotation, biological process: regulation of DNA-templated transcription. The coding region runs from base 153 to 2228 and encodes 691 amino acids.
GGGAGUGAGUGCUAACGAGUCCACAGCAUCAUAGAAUAACCUCCAUAAAUUCGAGUUUCCCAUGUCAUGAUGGCACAAAUCAAUCUUGCAGACUGUGAGUCUACAGAGUCGAAUUCCGAUCAAGGUGUGCCAUACUUCAAUGAUUGCUCCCCAUGAGUUCAAAUACCUUGCGAUUAGCAUGCAUCAGAUGCAAAGACAAGAAGCUCCGGUGCAAUAGAAGCGAUCCAUGCGAUCGCUGUGCUCUCGCAAAUGUACAAUGCGUUCCAUCUGUACGAAAACCUCGCGUGGUUCGAAAGGGCAGGCAAGGUAUGAUGCUCUCGCUCGAUGAGCGGAUCAAACUACUCGAGGGAGUGUUACAAAAUACUACGAGUACAAUUACCCCUACCCCUACCACUCCUCAAGUCUUGGUUCGAAAAGACUCGUCAACCUCUCAAGUUAUAUCCUCAGGCCUGGAAGAUGUUGCAGCUGGUGAUAUCGAUGGCACGACGAGCACUGGGUCCAACUCUACGAGCCAAGGCUGGCUCGACAACAGCUUCCUCGCUGCAAAAACAUUCAGUAUUGAUCGCCUCAACGACCAGACUUAUGUAAAUGAUUCCUCGGACAUGAGUCAAGCAAUGAUUGCGCUUGACGGAGCACUAUCGGAGUUCGGAAUUCUGAGCGAAGUUCCGACAAAUAACAGCACCACCUAUCAGGUCUCGAAAGACGCAGGACAAAAGGCCAUUCAAGUGGCAUUUGAAUCUCUGAAGGGAGAAUUCUUCACAUCUCUUCUUGAUCAAGACUUGAUCCAGUCAGUUGGUGGCAUCAUCUCGUCUCCUCACAUACAGAUUGACCCUGCAGUCCGGCUUGUCUAUUAUAACCUCUUAUUCCACGGACAUCUCGUUGGUGGAUUUGAAACGCAGACUACAGCGCGAGCGUCGUAUCUACAAUGUCUGCGUUUCCUAGAAGAAUGGCAAGACACCGCUACUGGGACUACUACGAUGGACCUUGUUGCUGCCUGUCUCAGUAUGUGGUCGGCUGUACAAAAUUUCGAUUAUGAUCUCGCGUGGGAGAUGCAUAGUCUAACUUGCCAGUUUGUUAAAUCACUGAACAUUCACCUACUGGACCACCCGGAUUCGCCUGUCCAGGAGGGUUGUAGUGAGGAAUUCCAAAACAAGCAACGUGAAGGUUUCUGGGUGACGCUGGUAGUUGUUGACCUGUUUUUUCAGUUAUGCUUGGACAGACCGUCUUGUAUCAGUGCCGAAGCAUCACCGGAGAAUAUACAUCUCCCCAGUUUGGGGGAUCCUACCUCAGAGCGGCCCUUGGCUAAGACGUACUCGACAUACUAUGUCUGGAUUCGGGUUAUUUUCAUUGCCAAGGGGUUUUUCGAAGAGGCGGCUCGCCAGAAUGGAAAGCCGUCUCAAGCAUUCCAUGAUCGAGUAGAUGCAUGGUGUGACGAGAUCAUGAUCAUGGUCACAGACUGGCGACUUGCCGAAAAAAUGAUACUUCACAUAGAUGAUCCGAUUCAGAGUCAUAUGUAUAAUGACUGCCUCGUCGCCUCGCUUACCGUGCUGCUGCAGAUGGAUAAGCUUCGACAACCGCCAGGAAACAACUCAGUCUCAGACCUGUCGGUUCGUGCAUCUCGCAAGCUCCUCGAUGCAAUAGUCAGGUUUGAUGAGGACGUCAGUGCUAAGAUGCAGCAUGAAGGGUUGAGCAUGUACAGCAUUGCAUUUUGGUCUUUCCGCGCCUUUUUUGCCUUAUAUUAUCACAUCCUGAGCCAUGAUAGCCCGGAUGACCAUCGAAACGACAUUAGUCUGUUGGAUCGUCUUGCAGCUUGCUUGAACAGGGCUGCCCACACCCGAUUUGAGUAUGGUCCCAUCGCCAAAGCGGUCAAAUCAUUGAACGAAUUUGCAAGGAAUUUCCAAAAGGCACGGAGCACCUCUCCGGCAAGACAAUGGGGAGUGAACUACUCGCCGCAACAAAUAGGUGUGGCAAAUUUGGGACUGGGAGGAAUGGAGGAGAGAGCUUUAAGUCAUGGCGGAAGCGACUGGGAUAGCAUGCAAUUCUUCCAAAACUGGAAUCCCUAUUUCGCGGGCAACCAGAGCAAGUCCCCUUUGUUGGAUAUUCAGGAGAUGACCUCUCAGUCUGCUUUCGAGCCAAUCACGUACGUACAAGCUGUCGAGCGUCAAUUUGCAGGAUCAUUGUGGAAUUAUGGUUGGUGGGAUGAGAACUUUGAGAUGCCGCUCCAGUGAUGCCUUCAAGGGACGGGUAGCCCAAGGGAUAUAUCAAGUUUCCUAGACGCAUGUCCUUGCAUGCUCUUGGCAUUUAUACUGCAC